AUGGGAUCUAACGGCAACCCCAGUCUCCCGGUGGCCAGACCAGUGAGCCCAGACCGAACUAUCGAUGAAGAGGAUCUCGAGUAUUAUCGCUUACCACCCAGCUACUGUAGUUUUCAACAGAAUUCUAUUGUAUGCCACCACCGCAGUGCCAUUUAUACUACAGGAAUCAUUACAGAGUUGGUUGGUCGUGGGGAUGCAAAAUCUAAGCACGUACCACGUAACACUGUGCUUAAAAAACCACCACCGCAACCCGAAACAUACACAAAUCAUCUCGCCAUCCUGCGCAACCCAAAACAUCAGGAGCGGAAAUCACAACCUGACAAGUACCUUUCGCCGCCACUCUCUAAUAUCUCACCAUAUUACGUCAAGCGAUUCGUGGAAACCGAAGCUCGAGAGGAUUUGAAACAGGGGAUCCACCCUGGACGUCCAGCAUUCACCUUGUCAAAAGUCCAGGCCCGCGAGUUAGAAGAAGAAAGGGAUGAAAUGGCAGAAUAUGAGACACUUAAAGCAAGCAGGUUAGAGGAAGAACUUGACAGGCUUGCUGAAGAAACUCGUAUGCUAGAGGUAAAAAAUCGCAAGCUAGAGGAGGUGAUUAGAAGAAGAGGAGCGACGAACAGGUGGAGGACGACGAAGGAAGCCCACGGGUGA
Sclerotinia sclerotiorum 1980 UF-70 is the source of this 648-nucleotide messenger RNA. RefSeq lists its product with no specific name. Lineage: Eukaryota; Fungi; Ascomycota; Leotiomycetes; Helotiales; Sclerotiniaceae. The transcript has a single exon. Bases 1 to 648 code for a protein of 215 amino acids. The record is from RefSeq and is a predicted model, not a curated record.